Molecule: messenger RNA, 1679 nt
Organism: Paramecium sonneborni
Lineage: Eukaryota; Ciliophora; Oligohymenophorea; Peniculida; Parameciidae
Source: the annotation of a GenBank genome assembly
AUGGAAAAAUCAGAAAAUCGUAAAAGUUAAAUCUGCUUAAGUUCUUUAUUUGGUUUUAAUAAAUUAACAGUUAGAACAUAAGUAUUGAUAAUUCAAGUGCUAAUUUAAUUUUUUGUAGGAACAUUAUUAACCCUAAUAAGUUAUUUGGCAUUUUAACACAUUAUAGAUAUGUACUCAAAUAUUUCAUUAGAAUUCUAUGUUACAUAAUAUUACAAAAAAACAGAUAUGAUUAGUUAUUUAUAAGUGAGAAGUUCUUAGGAAGUGUUAUUGAGAAGUUAGACUCAUCUUUUAAAGUCUGAUUUUUUAUAUCAAUUCAUAUAAUCUAUAGAAUUGGAAUAUAUAUAGUAACCAUUAAAUUGCCUUAAUUAUGAUGAUAAAAUGGACAAAUAUUAAUAUGAAUAAACAUUUUGUUUUGGUUUCUUUGGAGAUAAAUUAUAUCCUCUUACAAAUAAGGAUUAAUUAGCAAUGAAUUAUUCUUCUUUUUUAACUUAAACCCUACCAAUUAUGGAUAUGGAUUUAGAUUUAUUAUUUUCAACAAUUGGAGAUCAAAUGUACUUUUCCAUUUGGCCUGGAGAUCCUUUUCCUAAUUAUAAGCCACAUAGAAGGAUAUGGUAUACUAAUCAUUUAAAGUAAAUAGAAGAUAAAAAUUAUAAUUUGACUUAUUUUAGUGAUCCAUACAUUGUAUGGACUUGGUUUUUAUUUAUGGUUACAUAGACAAGGAAUAUGACAAAUAUAAAUGGAUAAUUGGAUGGUGUUCUUGGAAGUGAUUUAAAUUUUAGUUUAUUUAAUACUCUAUAAUAGAAAUAAGAAAAUGUUACAUUUUCAAUAAUAGAUUAAAAAGGUCAAUUUUUAUUAAGUUAAUUCAAUAUUAGUGAAGAUGCAUAUAUAUAUGAUACUGAUAAAUCAGGAUUUAAUUUGGAUGAUUUUGAGCAAAUAAAUAAUUCAUUACAUAAGAACAGUUUUAUUAAUAAUUGUUCAAAGAUUGAACAAUUAUUUAAUAAUGAAAGACUAUGUAGAUACAAUACAGUAGCAAAUACUGAAGAAUUAAUCGUAGCAAAAUUCCUUUAUCCUACGGAUUUAAUUUUACUAAUGUAUAAGAUUUGAAAUUUUAUCGUUUUAGUUAAGUAGAUCUUCUUGAGAAAGAGAAAGAACUAUUAAAUUAGCUUAGUUAAAUAAAAAACAAUUUUUAAGAUUUUUUCAGGAUGUAUGUAUUGAUUGGAAUUACAACGGCAUUAUUAUCAAUGCUUUUAAGUUCAUUAGUAAUUUAUGUAACAUUAAGUCCAAUAACAAAUCUAAUAUUAUACACUAGUUAAUAGAUAACAAAAGAAUAUGAUCUUAUGUAACAGUAAAUCAAUUAGAAGGUUCAUCUUAAAUAGAGCAAAUAUUCUUUAAAGACUAUUUAAGAAUUACACGAAGCCUUCAGGAAAAUGAACAUUAAAUUAUUUAAUCAUAAAGAAGGAAGAAAGAAUAUCACAUGUUAAGAACUUGAAUAAAUAUAGUUUCCUUUAAAACCUUUGGAGACUUUAUAAUUUAAGAUUUCUAAUUUUCAAGUAAGCAUUUUAAAAAUAAAUUAGAAUCAUAACUUAUAAGAUGAAGAAUUAAGAGAAUUUUAUCCAUUUGAUUUCUUGAGACUUCAUUAAAAGAGAAUAAGAUGUUGUUAUAAUUAUGCUACAAAAUGA